Molecule: messenger RNA, 1245 nt
Organism: Lampris incognitus (smalleye Pacific opah)
Lineage: Eukaryota; Metazoa; Chordata; Actinopteri; Lampriformes; Lampridae
Gene: syt1b
Product: synaptotagmin Ib
Exons: 8
Coding region: 1-1245 (414 amino acids)
Biological process (GO): cellular response to calcium ion; synaptic vesicle endocytosis; calcium ion-regulated exocytosis of neurotransmitter
Cellular component (GO): dense core granule; axon; synaptic vesicle membrane
Molecular function (GO): calcium ion binding; syntaxin binding; calcium-dependent phospholipid binding
Source: RefSeq, a predicted model, not a curated record
AUGACUGGAAAACGCCAAGCUGCCCCGUCUGCACCAGGCAGCCCAAUCAUACCCAGCCGCUCGCCGAGCACCACUGUGAUGCCAACACCUAAGCUGGUGCAACCUGAAGGACAAAACCCGAGGAAGUUUAUGAGUGAGCUGCACCGUCCCCACAUGCCGUCGUGGGCCGUUGUCGCCCUGUGUUUUGUGAGUCUGUGCGUGGCGCUGUCAUGCACUCUGUGUGUAUGGAAGAAGUGCUGGAAAAAGAAGGAGAAGGAGAAAGAAAAGGAGAAGAAGAAGGGAAAAGAGAAGAGCAAGGGGGGCUGUGACACUGAAAUGGAUGGAGGCUACACUGAGCCUCUGAAGGAUGAAGCUGAGAAAGAGACAAGGCUGUCAGAAAUACAGCCCAGAGAGGAGGAGAAGCUGGGCAGGCUACAUUUCUCGUUGGACUACAAUUUUACAGAGAAUACGCUGGUUGUGGGCAUCCUGCAGGCGGCCGAGCUCCCAGCCAUGGACGUGGGAGGGAGCUCGGACCCUUAUGUCAAAGUUUACCUGCUCCCCGACAAGAAGAAGAAGUUCGAGACCAAAGUCUACCGGAAGACCCUUGAUCCCAACUUUAACGAGACCUUCACUUUUAAGGUGCCAUACACCGAGCUGGGUGGGAAGACUCUGGUGAUGACGGUCUAUGACUUUGACCGCUUCUCCAAGCACGAUGCCAUUGGUGCAGUGAGAGUGCCGAUGAGCAGCGUGGACUUCAGCCAGUCGCUGCAGGAGUGGAGGGACCUACAGAAGGCGGAGAAGGAGGAGAGUGAGAGACUUGGGGAUAUAUGUCUAUCCUUGAGGUAUGUGCCCACAGCAGGGAAGCUGACAGUUGUGGUCCUGGAGGCCAAAAAUCUCAAGAAGAUGGAUGUGGCCGGAUUGUCAGACCCUUAUGUGAAGAUCCACUUGAUGCAGAAUGGGAAAAGACUGAAGAAGAAGAAAACCACCAUAAAGAAAAACACUCUGAACCCUUACUACAACGAGUCAUUCAGUUUUGAAGUGCCAUUUGAACAGAUAGAGAAAGUCCAGAUAGCCGUGACUGUGUUGGACUAUGACAAGAUUGGGAAGAACGACGCCAUUGGGAAGGUGCUGCUGGGAGGUAGCAGCAGCGGAACGGAGCUGCGCCACUGGUCAGACAUGGUGGCCAACCCCCGGCGACCUAUCGCCCAGUGGCACGGCCUGAAACCAGAGGAUGAAGUCAACGCCGUCAUGUCAAACAAGAAAUAA